AUGGAUACUGAUAAGCCCGUAGAUGUUGUAGCAACGUGUGUGCUGUCUGCUUCGAACAACCGCUGUUGCGAUACCUCAAACUGUGCUUACUCUCUGGACAAUAUUUCCCGAAAGCAUUCCAAAGCGAACGUCACGAUGUGCAAUAGUCAUCCAGCGGUUCUCGUCCGCCGAUGUGCUGCGGCAAUGACCACUCACUGCAGUGCCCUUAAAGCAGGACGGAAACCCAACGAAAGACCGACGCACACCAGGGUAGUAAGACGCGACAAAAUCAAUAAAGUCAACCAAUCAAAUGUAGGGACAAGGUCAACUGCGCCAGCGAAUUGGCCGAUCACAAAUAUGGCACUGCAUCGGCUGAUCGGAGGACGAGCCAACUCAAGGCAUACACGGUACGAACGGUGUUUAGGAGCGAACCGCGGAAACCAUGCAGUCGAUGUUUAUAUGGCGUCCCUUCUAGCAGGGUCGGUUGAUCUGUCCCCAUUGGCGGUCCAGUCGACUGUGAUCAAGACACAGUGCAGAGCCAAGGUCCGCAAACCAAACAACGGCGAGUGGAAUGUUGGCUCAGUAGUGUGGGUUGUGGUCGUCCCUUCCGCAGCCCGUCUCGUGAUGCUGAUUAGCGAUACGGUUACAUGGAUGUUGUGGCAAAACAAGUCAGGACAGGCUCAGCAAACGGGGCACAAGCAUGCAUGGUCUUCUUUACUUAACAAAGGACUUUGGGUGCGUAUACCCAGAUAG
Opisthorchis viverrini is the source of this 732-nucleotide messenger RNA. RefSeq lists its product as hypothetical. The record is from RefSeq and is a predicted model, not a curated record. NCBI's taxonomy places the organism in Eukaryota, Metazoa, Platyhelminthes, Trematoda, Opisthorchiida, Opisthorchiidae. The coding region runs from base 1 to 732 and encodes 243 amino acids. The transcript is spliced from 3 exons.